Beta vulgaris subsp. vulgaris (sugar beet) is the source of this 1381-nucleotide messenger RNA. RefSeq names its product transmembrane ascorbate ferrireductase 2. The record is from RefSeq and is a predicted model, not a curated record. The coding region runs from base 376 to 1122 and encodes 248 amino acids. NCBI's taxonomy places the organism in Eukaryota, Viridiplantae, Streptophyta, Magnoliopsida, Caryophyllales, Amaranthaceae. The transcript is spliced from 5 exons. Gene Ontology annotation, molecular function: oxidoreductase activity.
AAUUCAAUGUGUGCUAAGUCUCUCAGUCUCACAUUUUCUCUCUCCUCCCAGAAUGUCAAACUUAACAGUCAUGGCGUAGUAAUGGGUGGCAUAAACCCAGAAACUUGCAUUUUCAUAACCCCCUUAUACAAACUUCUUUCAUUUUUAUACUCUAACUUCUCUCUUUCCCAGAUCGAAUCUCAAUCCCAUCUUUAAAAUUACCUCUUUUUAACCUCAAUCAAGGAAUAUACUCCCAUUAAAACUUCAACUCAAAUCCAAAACCUUUAACACCCAAGUAAUCUUUGUACUUAUUGUCUUCCUCGACUGAAAAAUCCUCCUUUUUUCAGUUAAAAUUGUUUCUGGGUUGUGUCAAAUUAAGCCUUUUGAGGUAAAAAAAUGGCUGUUCCUGUAGUAAGAUUUCCAAUUUACCUGGUGAUUAGGUUGAUUGGAUUCACUGUUGCUGCUCUUGUUUUCACUUGGACUCUUCAUUAUAGAGGUGGUCUUGCUCUCAUUUCAGAAAAUAAAGAUCUCAUCUUUAAUCUCAACCUUUUAAGUGUCCUGGAUCUUCUCCUACAAGGAUUUGUCUUUUGGAUUCAUCCUGUUUUGAUGGUCAUUAGCCUUGUACUCAUUAAUGGAGAAGCCAUGCUAGCAUACAAAACUGUUCCAGGAACAAAAGCCUUCAAAAAAUUGGUCCAUCUCGUCUUACAGUUCCUGGCAUUUUGCUUAGCUAUUAUCGGUGUAUGGGCUGCUUGGAAGUUCCAUAAUGAUAAGGGCAUCGACAACUUCUACAGUCUCCAUUCAUGGCUUGGUCUCGCUUGCCUUUUCCUGUUUACUCUCCAGUGGGCUGGUGGCUUUACAACAUUCUGGUACCCGGGUGGCUCACGGAACAACAGAUCUUCCCUGCUUCCAUGGCAUGUUUUCUUUGGUGUCUAUAUCUAUGCUCUUGCUAUUGUUACAACUGUGACUGGUAUCUUAGAAAAAGCUACAUUCCUGCAAACCAACCACGUUAUUUCCCGCUAUUCCACUGAAGCUUUGCUGGUUAAUUCUAUGGGUAUCUUGAUAGUAGUCCUUGGAGGUUUCGUUAUUCUAGCUCUUGUUGCACCCUUGAAUGGCAAAGGUGAAAUUCCUCGUUCCGCAGAGUAGCUUUGAUUAUGAUAUUGGCUAAAUGGAGCUUCAUCUUCUGAUGCCAUGAACAUAUAACACUACAUUGAUAUUACAUGAUAUUUCAUAUGAGUUACAUUUGUUAACCAUUGCUUUAAACAUGGGAUGAAAGAUUACAAUGCUUGAGAUAUUAUAGGUUUCUAAAAGGUAUUAGUUGUAGAUUGAAUUGGUUCAAAGUAAUUGGUACUAUGUAUCUAAGAUAUUAUAGGUAUAUUCAUAUCUAAUUCAGGCUUUUAAGUGA